This is a messenger RNA of Caenorhabditis briggsae, 1086 nucleotides long. RefSeq names its product Protein CBR-STR-9 (gene Cbr-str-9). NCBI's taxonomy places the organism in Eukaryota, Metazoa, Nematoda, Chromadorea, Rhabditida, Rhabditidae. The record is from RefSeq and is a predicted model, not a curated record.
AUGGGUGCCGCUUAUCUACCGUACAUCCAGUUCUCGAUUUUCAUGGGAAAUCUCGGAUUCUUCUCGAACGCCUUCUUCGGAUUCAUCCUCGUCUACUUGACGUUAUUCUAUAUCAAACGGCAAUUCGGGUCCUAUUACCUGCUCGUCAACUUCCAAGUUCUGGGAUUUGUGUUCGCCUCGUUUGAGUUCCUCUUUCAUACGUUCCUUCAUACCUACAAUGCUAGUUUGACCUACUUCAGUCUUUCUCGCCCUCUCGGAUUUUCCAACUUCACUAUGGAAUGGAUGAUGGGGAUCUACACUGGACUCUAUUCUGCCACAAUCUGUAUGCUUGCAAUUCAGUUCAUGUACCGUUACUGGGCAAUUUUCGACACUCCAAAACUCUGUUAUUUCCAAGGAUGGUACUAUUUCAUUUGGGUUGGGUACUACACUUUCUUCGGUGUUCUCUGGGCAUUUGCUGUUGGUAAUUUCUUUGCAAUGGACGACUUUGGAAGAAAAUAUCUGGAAGAUGAAAUCCUUCUUCGCUACGAAAGAAACAUCACGGAAAUUCCAGUUCUUGGUUUGAUCGCAUACGAAGGAGACAAUAUUCGCUGGAGGAAUGUGUAUGGAUUGUCUCUAAUGACUCUGAUUUCAACAGUUCAAUACUCGAUUAUCAUCAUUUGCGGCCAUCAAAUGUACUCUGGAAUGCGUACUAAAAUCGCUGUCCUUUCUGCUCAACACCGACGUCUUCAUCGUCAGUUCUUCAGAGCCCUUGUGAUUCAGAUCAGUGCACCCACUAUAAUUCUCUUCUGCCCAGUCUUCUUCAUGAUCUAUGCGCCAUUUGCUGAUUUGGAAAUGAGUUUCCCAUCAUGCAUCAUCCAAAGUGGAUUUACGGUAUAUCCAGCCCUCGACUCAGUGAUCAUGAUGAGUUGCGUUUCGGAAUAUGGAAGAGCAUUGAAGAGUAAGAAAAACGAACAAUUUGAUUACUUUGAAAAAAAAACUUCAGAACUAAUUGUGAACGCCAAGGAGAGGUACACUGUAAAAGCAACAAAAGAAGAGAGCCGAGAAACUGCGCAGACUCAUGGAAAGGCAGUCACUACUAAACUCUAA